Messenger RNA from Trichophyton verrucosum HKI 0517, 1818 nucleotides. RefSeq lists its product as uncharacterized. The record is from RefSeq and is a predicted model, not a curated record. The transcript has 3 exons. The coding region runs from base 1 to 1818 and encodes 605 amino acids. Lineage: Eukaryota; Fungi; Ascomycota; Eurotiomycetes; Onygenales; Arthrodermataceae.
AUGGCUACUUCGGCUACCACGACGUUAAUGACAUUUCUUGUACGGACUCCUCCUUCAACCCGGUCCGUCCGCCUGUUUGGCUCAUGGGACAACUUUGCAAAGGGCUACCCCAUGGAAAAGGACUCGCGUACCGGCAGAGGCCAUUGGAGAGGAUGCCACACCUUCACCAACAUUAUCUGCGAUGGCCACGGGAAUCCGAUCUAUCCGGGUCGAGAUGGUGGCCUGAAGAUGGGCGGGACUUACUGGUACUACUAUGUCCUUGACGGUGACUUGGAUUUUUAUAAUGAGUCUGAAGCCUGGACAACAUCGUGUCCUUUGCUACCUGGACAGCCGCUCAACGUGCUUAACGUCCCUAUAUACCUACCUCCAUCAGUCAUUUCACAUGGCCGGAACGGGAGUGCAAGCUCCCAGCUGUCGGUUCCGCAGACCAUGAAUCCUGAUGACAAGUAUGUCAACCCAAGGCCACCACCGCGCCCUCAACUGCCCCGGCUGGUCACUUCUCCUGCUGCCCUGGCACCGCAGGAAGUUCGUGGGUCUCUCGCGUCUCCUGGGCCUCAAACGCAUGGCAGGAGCUUCUCUCAGCCCCGAGCCGCUAGUCGCAAGUUCAAGGUUGGCGGGAAACUAUCCCUAGACCUGAAACUCCCUAUGAGCAGCCUUGCUCCUAAGUCAUCUGGACUUCGUACUGCAUUCUUCAACCGUGUGUCUCCUCGCUCAGCCACCUACGAGACCUCGGAGAAGAACACGAAAGUGCCAGAGAUAUCCUUGACUAGAGACACUCCCGUGCUUGAGCAGAGUCAUCAAACCCCAACCAAGAAUUAUCAUCUUCGUUCAGAAUACCCAGGCACUUCUUCAUCCCUAGCUUCUCCGUGUGGUUCGCCUGCAGACCUCGUCAUUGACGACAGGUUUCCCGAGCAGGAGAAUACGAACUACCACCCGAAUAUAAAGACUAAUUGCCAUACCUUGGAUCCAUUAUACCAAACAGGGCAAUCCCAAGCCCGCUCCAGGUCCCGAAGUCCUGCUCAAACACCGCUGAGGAAUUCUGUCAAUUACGAUGUCAGCCCCAGCCAGAACACCACGGCUACUAACACUGCCACCACACAUCCUUCAACAGUGGAAGUACCAUGCAAGCUCGAUGUCCAUGAGCCUCUCUCUCCCAUUGACCUCUACUCCAAACGUCUUCCCACACUUCCCAACAGUCCCUCUUCCGUCUUGGAUGAAACAUUCAACUCCACAUGGACAUCCACACCUUCAUACCAACCCCUCGACCUUAACCACUUACAAAGCCACUUCUCCAAGUCCACCGUCGACUCCUCCUCUCCGAGUUUGACUCCCUCCCCUCAUGAAUCCCCUCUACUCCCAUGUGGAAGCCGUUUCUCCGACUGCAGCACCGACACCGAAAUAAUUUCCCCAUGCUCCAUGACAUCAUCGUCCACCUUGAACAACGACGGCAACUCUCCUGCAAACUACAGUUUCUCGGCAAGUACCUCGCUAGAAAGUAACUUGUCUGAUAUCUGUCAAGACUCUACGCACAACAACUAUCUGGACGCUUUCGGCCUGUCUAACCUGCAUAUCGGUCAAGACGAGACCAAGGAUGCAGAGCCUGCCUUCUCAUGGAUGACAUCUGAUCCCUUCAGCGACGAGAAGAUCAGUCUUUGUGGGAAAACCGAUGCAUCCUCAGCUACCAUCAGCGCCAAAACACAGGGCUACAGCUCCAACAGUGACCAGGCCGAAGCUACCAUCAACAGCAUGAUGCAGGAGCUGAUUGACGAUAUGGGGUACCUCGGCGAUAUGAUUGAUGCGUAUCCCGAGCAGAUCUAA